CUUUUCUUUUUCCCCUCCAUUCAAGAUGCGACUGUGUACGUGGGCGGCUUGGACGAGAAGGUCAGUGAGCCGCUGCUAUGGGAGCUCUUUCUCCAGGCAGGACCAGUGGUCAAUACCCACAUGCCCAAGGAUCGAGUCACAGGCCAGCACCAAGGCUACGGGUUUGUGGAGUUCCUCAGCGAGGAGGACGCGGAUUACGCCAUUAAGAUCAUGAACAUGAUCAAGUUGUACGGGAAGCCGAUACGAGUGAACAAAGCCUCGGCCCACAACAAGAACCUGGAUGUGGGGGCCAACAUCUUCAUUGGCAACUUGGACCCCGAAAUCGAUGAGAAGCUGUUGUACGACACAUUCAGCGCCUUUGGGGUCAUCCUGCAGACACCCAAGAUCAUGCGAGACCCCGACACGGGCAACUCAAAGGGCUAUGCCUUCAUCAACUUUGCCAGCUUCGAUGCCUCCGAUGCUGCCAUUGAGGCCAUGAAUGGACAGUACCUCUGCAACAGGCCCAUCACCGUCUCCUACGCCUUCAAAAAAGAUUCCAAAGGCGAACGGCACGGCUCAGCCGCCGAGCGGCUCCUGGCAGCCCAGAACCCGCUCUCGCAGGCUGAUCGGCCCCAUCAGCUGUUUGCUGACGCUCCUCCUCCUCCAUCUGUCCCUACCCCUGUGGUCACGUCCCUGGGACCUGGCGUCACACCUCCAGGCAUCCCACCCCCAGGAUCAUUCCCACCGCCGGUGCCACCCCCUGGAGCGAUGCCCCCUGGCAUGCCUCCUGCCAUGCCACCCCCACCCAUGCCGCCAGGAGCCGGUGCCCCCGGCCCCCCUUCUGGGGCCACUCCCAGCGGAGGACACCCACCUCACCCGCAUCCCUUCCCGCCGGGUGGGAUGCACCAUCCAGGAAUGCCUCCCAUGCAAGUGCACCACGGACCACCCGGGAUGGGCCAGCAUCAUCCAGGACCGCCGGGCUCUGGAGGCCAGCCUCCCCCGCGGCCCCCGCCCGGCAUGCCACACCCCGGACCCCCACCCAUGGGUAUGCCGCCCCGAGGGCCUCAUUUCGGGUCGCCCAUGGGUAAGUGGGUGCCUGCGAGAGGCGGUAUGUGUUCUUUUAUUUUGAACGUACACUUUAUUGAGUUAAGCGCUUGCUUCGGUCCCCCACCCCACCUUCCCUCUUCCCUUGCUUAACGGAGACGUGAAGGAGGCGAUAUUACAGCCUCCCUGUGGGGAAGUGUUUUGGAGCAAGACCUGGCAGCGAUGAGCUGCCAAACAGGGUCUCCUGGGGCUUUCCUCGUGUUCGUCGCGACGUGGGGCUUUGCAUGUGGGGGACAGGGCUAGAAGGGGGUAUGGCAGGACUGUCUGGUGAUCUUCCGCACCUCUCCAGUGGGGAUGCUGACUGGGCUUUGCCAUCAGGGAGGGUUCCUGAGACCUGUCGUGUCCCCCGAGUGGGGAGGGAGGGUGUGGGAGGCUCGUGGGCACGUGUCGGGGUCCCAGAUACCUGCCUGCCUUGCUCAGAGGGGACCUGGAAGAGGUGGGUUGGUAAAACUGAUCCUUACGGUGCAGCCCACACAGCGAUGCCACCGCUGAACGUUUGGCUGCUAUGUUGCCCCUCUGAUAGGGACAGUCACGUCCUGGGCUUGGGGGGCCACACGAGGGCAUCCCGGCUGAUGCAGCUGGCUCCUGCGGUGCCGAGAGGCUGCAGCCCGCUCGCUUGGCUGAGGCUAGGCUCUGGCUGAAGGUGUUUCAAGUGGGUUAGUCCUGUAUCGAGUGGAUCCCCCCUCUUAGCUCCCAGGCUGAUGCUUGGGGCUCCUAUCAACCUUUCAGUUUGCAGAUGAGUUCCCCAUCCCGCGGGCACCAGCUAGAACUGGCACCCAAGGGUGGGGCUUGUAUGGGGUGUUUCCACUUCCCCCCCCCCCCC
Molecule: messenger RNA, 1906 nt
Organism: Struthio camelus australis
Lineage: Eukaryota; Metazoa; Chordata; Aves; Struthioniformes; Struthionidae
Source: RefSeq, a predicted model, not a curated record